CUUCUGCUUGGUUAGUUGUGGGGCACUCUUCUCCAGAUUCAUGGAAAAAAGAUAACAUCUUUAGCUGAUUUGCCAGAGACACAGCAGCAGGGAAUUGCCAAGUGAGGCUUCCUGCUUUGAAGAUGGCUCUUUUCAGCUGGCUGGUUGCUCUUUGCCUCCUCCUCCUCCUCUCUUUCUGGAAGAGCCAACGUCCCAAAGGGUUCCCUCCCGGACCUUGGCGCCUGCCCCUGAUCGGGAAUGUGCUUCAGCUCACUGCGAAGGACCUUCUGAAGACCCUGGAUCAGCUGGCAAAAAAAUAUGGCCCUGUCUCCAGUGUUUAUGCUGGAGGAAAACCUGUAAUCUUUAUUCAUGGAUUUCCUUCAGCAAAAGAGGUCCUGGUGAUAAAAGGCACAGAAUUUGCUGGGAGGGCAGAAUUUCCUAUAACGGAUGACAUCACUAAUAAAAAAGGUUUACUGACACAAAGUUAUGGUGAAGUAUGGAAGGAGCAAAGAAGGUUUUCACUGAUGCUUCUCCGAAGCUUUGGAGUGGGCAAAAAAUCAAUGGAAGAAAAGAUCUUGGAGGAGGCGACUUAUUUGAUUCGGGCAUUCACUGAAAACAUGAGUGUGCCUUUUGAUCCCCAUGAGUUUGUGAACUUGGCGAUCACCAACAUAAUUUGUACCAUAACACUUGGGAAGCGCUUUGAAUACGACAACAGCUUCCUCAAAAUCCUGCUGGAUGAGCUACGUCAGACUUCCGAAAUAACAAUGGGACCCUGGGCCUUGCUUUACAAUGCCGUGCCCUUCGUGAGAGGGCUUCCCCUGCCCCACCAGAGAAUACUAGCAACUGCAAAGAAAUUAUAUGCUUUCCUUGGAAAGGAGUUGGAAGAGCACAAGGCAACCCUUGUUCCUGGAGAACCUCGGGAUUUCACUGACGCGUAUUUGGACGAAAUGCAGAAGGCAGAGCGGAAGGGUUCAAGUUUUGAAGAAAACCAACUACAAGUCUUAAUGGCUGAUCUAUUUCUGGCUGGAACAGAGACCACGUCAGGGACACUUCAGUGGGGACUGCUCUAUUUGAUGGCCUUCCCAGAGAUCCAAGAGAAAUGCCAGAAGGAAAUAGACACCGUUCUGGGAAACAACGCAAGCCUGAAGUAUGAAGAUCGAUUCAAGUUGCCCUACACAAACGCCGUCAUUCACGAAAUCCAACGCAUUUCAAAUGUUGUUCCUCUUGGAAUACCCCAUGCACCCAUUAAAGAUGUACAGCUUUUUGGAUACAAAAUUCCCAAGGGCACGGCGGUUUUUGUCAACAUCCAUUCUGUCCUUUGUGAUGAAUCUCAGUGGAAGUUCCCAAAUGAGUUCAACCCCUCCAACUUCCUGAAUGACAAGGGAGGGUUUGUGAAGCCAGAAGCCUUUUUGCCAUUUUCAGCAGGGCCCAGAGUCUGCUUAGGGGAGAACCUGGCCCGGAUGGAGCUCUUCCUCUUCUUCACCAUCAUUCUAAGCAACUUCCAGCUAUCGUGGCCAGAUAAAUCCCAAGCACCAGAUUUUACACCACAACUUGCAGUCACACAAUGCCCCUCCCCCUUCAAGAUGUCCCUGAAAUGUCGUCAGGUCUAAGUGAGGAUCAGCACGAUUCAGAACAACCUCAUUCUCUCCAACCGUCUAUGCAGCAGCCACCUCUACUUCCAGCUCAGCACUUAAGAACUUUUUACAUAUUGCAAAUAAUAUGCUAUCUUAUGCCAAAUUAUUUGGAUGUAUAAAAAAGAGCUGUAUCAGAUGAUCUCCAAAAUAUACAACUGGCCAAAUUUAUCUCCAACGUUACAAGCUGUGUUUUGAAGAAAUAAAGUUGAUACUGUAAGUGAUAUACUGUAUAUUUUA
Molecule: messenger RNA, 1850 nt
Organism: Candoia aspera
Lineage: Eukaryota; Metazoa; Chordata; Lepidosauria; Squamata; Candoiidae
Product: cytochrome P450 2J6-like
Exons: 9
Coding region: 123-1589 (488 amino acids)
Biological process (GO): xenobiotic metabolic process
Cellular component (GO): intracellular membrane-bounded organelle; cytoplasm
Molecular function (GO): heme binding; iron ion binding; oxidoreductase activity, acting on paired donors, with incorporation or reduction of molecular oxygen, reduced flavin or flavoprotein as one donor, and incorporation of one atom of oxygen
Source: RefSeq, a predicted model, not a curated record